This is a messenger RNA of Drosophila persimilis, 1768 nucleotides long. RefSeq names its product synaptic vesicle 2-related protein. Bases 137 to 1567 code for a protein of 476 amino acids. Lineage: Eukaryota; Metazoa; Arthropoda; Insecta; Diptera; Drosophilidae. The record is from RefSeq and is a predicted model, not a curated record. The transcript is spliced from 9 exons. Gene Ontology annotation, biological process: transmembrane transport. Gene Ontology annotation, cellular component: membrane. Gene Ontology annotation, molecular function: transmembrane transporter activity.
AAGACCCUUUUCCCAAAUUCUUAAGCAACUUUCUUUGACAGACUUCCCAAUAAAGGUAGCAAAUAGAACGGAUCGAUCGGUUGCUUUUCAGAACAGGGAGGGGCUGCGCAGGUGCUGCUGGUCGCCAGCCUACAACAUGUAUUAUCUUAACGAACCAACUCUUCCCUCGACGGAAAACUACGCCCAAAGAGAAGCACACGCAUCCAACUUAGAGCUAAAGACUGUAUCCAUUAACCCCGAUGAUACCUACACGGUUCAGCAAGCUAUUAAUGCAUUCGGAUUUGGAUGGUUUCAUGUGAAGUUGUCCCUGUUAGUGGGGCUCUGCUGGAUGGCGGACUCCAUGGAGAUGGCUAUUCUGAGCAUAAUCGGUCCGGCAUUGUUCUGCGAGUGGAACGUAACCAAGUUCCAGCAGGCUUCUGUGACAACAAUUGUGUUUUUGGGAAUGAUGAUCAGCUCUACUUUUUGGACCCAGCUGAGCAACAGAUAUGGCCGCAAAUCGGCACUUACAUUGUUUGGAGUAUUAUUAGUUUUAUAUAGCAUUCUAAGCUCAGUUGCCCCCAGCUAUGCUUGGCUUUUAACGCUGAGAGGGCUCGUUGGGUUCACCAUCGGAUGCGUACCGCAAUCUGUGACGUUGUAUGCAGAGUUUCUGCCCACCAAACACAAAGGGAAGUGCGUUGUCCUAAUGGAUUGCUUCUGGGCAUUGGGAGCGUGCUUCGAGGUGGUCUUGGCCUUGGUUAUAUAUCCCUACUUUGGAUGGCGAGGACUUUUGGGAUUGUCGGCGACCCCGCUAUUAAUUUUCACACUGCUCUCCCCGUGGCUUAGCGAAUCAGCUCGAUAUCACUCAAAUAAUGGACGUAAUGAUAAAGCUCUAAAGGUUCUGGAGCAGAUAGCUCAGAAUAAUAAGCGUCAUAUGCUUAUUGGUCGAUUGAUUGCCGAUGAAGAGCCCAACUCCACCGAGAGCUUCAGGUCGCUUCUGAGUCCCAGCCUGUAUCGGACCACUCUGUUGUUAUGGUUUAUAUGGCUAGCUUCGGCAUUCUGCUAUUACGGAUUGGUGCUGGUUACCACAGAGCUGCUGGUCGCCAGAAACAAGGAAAGAUAUCCCAAUGAGUGCGUCACAUUUAUGACUUCAGAUUUCAUGGACUUACUCUGGAUCACCCUGUCGGAGUUUCCCGGCAUACUGUUGACAAUUAAAGUGAUUAAACUGUUCGGAAAGAGGAAAACAAUUGUCUUACAAUACUUAGUGCUUGUCUUCUGUACAUUCGUGUUAACGACAGUCUCUAGUCGAUUCUCAACUUCAGUGACUCUCUUCAUUGCCAGAGGAGCGAUUUCCGGAAUAUUCCAAGCGAUAUAUGUUUACACUCCGGAAAUAUAUCCCGCUGCCCUCAGAUCUAUAGGUGUCUCUGGAUGCUCUGUGCUGGCCCGACUCGGCGCCAUGCUUACCCCAUUCGUGGCCCAAGUGCUGAUGGAGACCUCCAGAGUACAAGCCGUAUCUAUCUAUGGAUUCGUUGGAUUCCUCGCAGCCAUCGCCUGUGCUUUUCUGCCCCGUGAAAGUGUGGGAUAUCACUAGUUGUGUGGCGGAAUGAAGGGAAAAUUCAUAUUACACAUCUUCCAAAUGUAAUGUCCGAUGCCUACCCAAAACUAUUUCCAACCAGAUCUAAAGCAUUUGCCUAGUUUUGGGCUUAUGUGCUAUAAUGACUAGCAAAACUAGUUUCUUGGUUGUUGAAAAACUAAAAUAAGUUUUCUUAUUUUCAGUAUUUUCAAUACAGUA